GUUAGUGAGGGGGAGUUGGUGGAAGGUGGGGCACAGCACCACUACUAAAGCCACGGAGGGUUGACGUGAAGGAAGCAGAAGCUUUAAGAAAAGUGAGGAGCACUGAGGAGGAGAGGAGAAAGAAUCAGCCACGAUGCCGGAGCCGGUCAAAAAAACAAUCUCGGCAUUUACCAGGAAACCAAAGAGUCAGGAGGCAGUGGAAGGUUCUUCUGUGCUUUUUGAAGCUGAGACGGAGAAGCCUGACGCAAAAGUCAGAUGGCAGUGCAGCACUAAGGACAUUACGAGCGGUGACAAAUUUGUGAUCACAGCCAAGGGCAACAAGCACGCCCUCACCAUUAAUGCCAUUACCCAGGGUGAUGCUAAUGUCUAUGCAGUAAUUGCCGGCGGGUCAAAGGUGAAGUUUGAGCUGAAGGUCAAACAAACACCAGAAAUUACCAGUAAGGCUGAACCUGAUGGAUGCAAGGAGCCCAGUAAAACAGAAGAACAGGAAGCACCUGCAAUAGAACCAGCUGCAAUAGAACCAGCUGCAACAGAACCAGCUGCAACAGAACCAGCUGCAACUGAACCAGCAGCAGGACAGGAUGUGAAAGGAUCAGCCAAAAAUGGCCCUUCGGCUGAAGACGAACAGCCUGCAGACACUCGACAGGACCUGACAGGUCUCUUCGUGGAGAAGCCCCAGAGUGGAGAAGUCACUGAAGGUGGAAACAUCACGUUUGUGGCUAAAGUGAGCGCAACGUCAUUACUGAAGAAACCUACGGUCAAGUGGUUCAAAGGGAAGUGGAUGGACCUGGCCAGCAAGUCUGGGAAACACCUGCAGCUCAAGGAGUCGUUUGACCGCAACACUAAGACUCACACCUUUGAGAUGCACAUCAUCGCUGCCAAAGCCAACUUUGCAGGAGGCUACAGAUGUGAGGUGUCAUCCAAAGACAAGUUCGACAGCUGCAACUUUGACCUGGCUGUACAUGAGGCCGGAGCACCUCAGGGUUUCGACAUUAGAGCAGCAUUCAGACGCACGAGUGAGUCUGGUGCCAAGAAGAGAAGUGGACCAUCAACAAGUAGCACAGACGGAAAAGAAGAUUCUGGAGAGCUGGAUUUCAGCACCUUAUUGAAAAAGAGAGACAGUUUCUUAAAAUCCUCCAAUCGGGCGGUGCAGGUGAGCACAGAGCCUGACUUGGACGUGUGGGACAUCCUUCGCCACGCUCCCGCCUCGUCGUACGAAAAGAUUGCUUUUCAGUACGGCAUAACUGAUUUAAGAGGCAUGCUGAAGAGGCUGAAGAAGAUGAAGAAAGAGGAGAAGAAAAGUGAAGCUUUCCUGAAGAAAUUGGAUCCUGCCUACCAAGUGACAAAAGGUCAUAAAAUAAAACUGGCUAUAGAGGUUGCCAAUCCUGAUGUAGAGGUGAAAUGGAGAAAGAAUGGUCAGGACAUCCAGCCAACGGGAAGCAAGUACAUUUUUGAGAGUGUUGGAAACAUGCGCUACCUCACAAUCAACCACUGCUCCCUGGCAGACGAUGCAGCUUAUUGUUGUGUGGUGGGUGAGGAGAAGUGCACCACUGAGCUCUUCGUUAAAGAGCCUCCUGUCCUGAUCGUGAAGAACCUGGAGGAUCAGAUGGUCAUGAACGGAGAACGUGUGGAGUUGGAGUGUGAAGUUUCAGAGGAAGGAGCCAACGUUAAAUGGGAGAAAGACGGUGUGGAACUGACAAGAGACGAGUCCUUCAAGUACCGCUUCAAAAAGGACGGCUGCAAACACUUCCUGAUCAUUAACGAAGCCUCCAAAGAGGACUGCGGCCACUACAAAGUGAAGACUAACGGCGGAGAGUCCAUGGCUGAGCUCAUGGUUCAGGAAAAACAACUGGAGGUGUACCAGAGCAUUGCAGACCUCACGGUAAAGGCCAAGGAUCAGGCCGUUUUCAAAUGUGAAGUUUCUGACGAGAACGUGCGAGGAACUUGGUUUAAGAACGGUGUGGAAGUCCAGCCCAAUGCCAGAAUAAAUAUCACACAUAUUGGAAGGAACCAUAAACUGACCAUUGAUGAGGUCAAACCAGAGGACGAGGGCGACUACACUUUUGUACCAGAUGGUUAUGCUUUCAACCUUUCUGCCAAACUCAACUUCUUGGAGGUGAAGAUUGAUUUCGUGCCGCGUCAAGAUCCUCCUAAAAUCCACCUGGACUGUCUGGGUCGUACUGCCGAGUCCACUAUAAUAGUAGUGGCUGGGAACAAACUACGACUGGACGUCCCCAUCACUGGAGACCCCGCCCCCACGGUGGUGUGGACUAAAGCAGAGAAGGCUAGUUCUGUUAAAGCUGAAGGCGAGGAGAAGGAAGGGAAGACCACCUCUUGGAUCGUGACAGAUGGGAAGGUGAUAUCGGAGGGAGAUGGGAGGGUCCAUGUUGAGACCACCAAGGGCCACUGUAUCUUCACCAUCGAAGGGGCGGAGCGGCAGGACGAAGGAGUCUACUCUGUGGUGGUGCGAAACCCUGCUGGAGAAGACACUGCUGAUAUCAACGUCAAAGUUGUCGAUGUUCCAGAUCCUCCUCAAGCUCCCAGGAUCCUCAGCAUGGGAGAAGACUCCUGUGUUGUGCAGUGGGAUCCCCCUGCAUUUGACGGUGGACAUCCAAUCAUUGGAUACGUCGUGGAGAGGAAGAAAACGAGGAGCUACAGGUGGAUGAGGCUGAACUUUGACCCCUACCCAGACACAACCUAUGAAGCCAAGAGGAUGAUUGAAGGCGUGCAGUAUGAGAUGAGAGUGUACGCCGUCAACAGCAUUGGCAUGUCACGUCACAGCCCUGCCUCUCAACCGUUCGUGCCGGUCGCUCCUACGAGUCAGCCGAUUGGACUGUGCGUGGACGACCUCAGUGACACUUCCAUCUCGCUGAAGUGGAGACCACCGGAGAGGAUCGGAUCAUCUGAACUAAUGGGUUAUGGGGUUGAGUACUGCAAGGAGGGCUCUGAUGAAUGGAUUCCAGCCAUGGAAGGUCUGACUGACAAGACGUCAAUAAAAAUCCGGGACCUGACCACAGGAGAGAAGCUGCAGUUCCGUGUCCGUGCCUACAACAUGGCUGGACCCAGUUCUCCCACCUGUUUGACUCAGCCGGUCACUAUCAGAGAGAUCAUGCAACGGCCUAAGAUCUUAAUCCCCAGACAUCUGCGCCAGACGAUCAUCAAGAGAGUUGGUGAGACUGUCAAUCUCAUGAUUCCAUUCCAGGGUAAACCCAGGCCCAUAGUCACCUGGAGCAAAGACGGGGAGCCUUUAAACCCGUCAUCAGUCAACGUCAGAAACAGCGAAGUAGAUACAAUCCUCUUCAUCCGUAAAACGGACAGACAGCAUUCUGGAAAGUAUGAACUAAAGGUGCAGAUUGAGAACGUAGAGGACACAGGCUGUGUCAACCUUCAGAUCGUCGACCUUCCAAGUCCACCAGAGGCGCUGAAAAUCGCAGAUAUCUGGGGCUUCAACGUGGCCCUGGAGUGGAAACCUCCGAAAGACAAUGGAAACUGUGAAAUCACUGGGUACACCAUUCAGAAGGCCGAGAAAAAAACCAUGGAGUGGUUCACAGUGUACGAACAGUACAGACGAGCCAACUGCAUUGCCUCCGACCUCAUCAUGGGCAACGAAUACGUCUUCAGAGUCUUCUCCGCAAACCUGGUGGGCCUCAGCCUGGAAGCCUGCAACACCAAGGACAGUGCUUUCAUUCAGAAAAAAGGUAUUGAAUACAAGCCGCCAUCAUACAAGGACCCCGACUUUGCGGAAGCCCCCAAGUUCACACACCCUUUAGUGAACCGUUCCGUCAUAGCAGGAUACAGCGCCACCCUCAGCUGCUCAGUCAGGGGUAUCCCAAAGCCCAAAGUGACCUGGUACAAAAACAAAAUGGACAUCUCGAACGAAGUCAAGUACCGGAUGCUGAGCAAACAAGGCGUCCUCACACUGGAGAUCCGUAAACCCUGUCCAUUUGAUGGAGGGGUUUACAUGUGCAAAGCAGUCAACGAGAGUGGAGAAGACAUAGUGGAGUGUAAACUGGAGGUUCGACCUCAAAUUGCUAGAGAGGAAAAGAAAAGUGAAAAGUGAGAGUCUGGAGGUGAUGACUGAAGAUCAACAUAAUGUGCCCAGUAAUAUGAAUCCUGAAUGUUGACAGUUGUGUGUCUCUACACUCCUCACCAGUAUCUUCGUCUGAUUGUGUGUUUGCAACCCAUCCCUGGUGCACCCUCAACCCACAUCAUGUCAUGUUCACUCAUACACUGUGUUUCCCUCAGUGAACGUCCGAGGGUCAUAAAUACAUUGCAUCUAUCAAAAAUCACACAUUUAAUUUAUUUGUAACUCUAUAUUGGCGUGAAUAUGGAUCAUAGAAAGUAGCGCUAUUUUUUUUUUGUUUUUUGUGUUAUACAUGGUUUACAACUGUUUUGUGUGAUCAUUGCUGUGCAUAAAAAUGUCUAAAACACCACAA
Messenger RNA from Cynoglossus semilaevis (tongue sole), 4436 nucleotides. It is a transcript of the gene mybpc3, whose product is annotated as myosin binding protein C3. Lineage: Eukaryota; Metazoa; Chordata; Actinopteri; Pleuronectiformes; Cynoglossidae. Gene Ontology annotation, cellular component: M band. Gene Ontology annotation, biological process: ventricular cardiac muscle tissue morphogenesis; sarcomere organization. The coding region runs from base 134 to 4060 and encodes 1308 amino acids. Gene Ontology annotation, molecular function: myosin heavy chain binding. The record is from RefSeq and is a predicted model, not a curated record. The transcript is spliced from 34 exons.